Molecule: messenger RNA, 1014 nt
Organism: Aspergillus viridinutans
Lineage: Eukaryota; Fungi; Ascomycota; Eurotiomycetes; Eurotiales; Aspergillaceae
Exons: 2
Coding region: 1-1014 (337 amino acids)
Source: RefSeq, a predicted model, not a curated record
AUGGCCCGCCGAUCAAAGAGGGCCGAGCGCCGAGCACAGAGGGCCGCCGAGCUCCGAUACCCCCCCGAAAACAAAGUCGAAAUGAUUUUUCGGGAAUACCCAUGCAAGGUCUCUCGUUUUCUGGAGACCCAUGGAAUCCCUAACGUGCUCUGGGGAGAACUUGUGAUGAAUAUGUUUCUCAUUCCCGUCGUGCCAGACGGCAUCUACUUCAUCAUCCCCGAUGAACAUAUCGAGAAAGCACGCGACCUCCUGGUGGCAGCCGGCUUCCCCCCCUGCCAGCUGGGGAAGUAUUGCGGCUUCGACUGGCCCAAGUCUACCCAUGCGAUCCCCUACGCGCACUUCAAUAUCAUAGACUGCGGUCCCUUAGAUUACUCCAAACCCGAGGAGUAUGGUCCAAAUCCCCGCCAAUGGUAUACGCUGGAACUCUACAAGAAGUCCGAGAUGCUGUGGGGAGCGCCCGAGAUCCCACUCGGCCCACCUCCCCCGAACGACCCAGACUACUGGACGAUCAAUGAUGAGCGUCUUCCAGAAGUCAACAGGGCGUUCCAGCAAGGCCGCGUUGUUGACGCGGAUUAUCCGGUCAAGAUCCCCUCGCCAGCGCGCUACGCCGAGAUGCUGACCCUCUUGUUCUUCCGGGACAAUUACCCGGAAGAGACUUUCAGAGGGAGCUACUGGGAUUAUUUGCUGAUAGACAUGCACACCGUGUUGCAGAAGCACCGCCUCUUCGAGAUGAAGGACCUUCCGCCUCGUACUCGAAGCUGGUUCAAAAUUCUGCUCGAAACCCCAGAGGAAAGAGUGUAUGGGGAUGCCGAGGAAAGGUUUGGGGAGGAGAUGAGGAAGUCGGGCGAGGUGCCCGAAAAAAGUCCCUGGCCGUCGGAACAAACGAUGCCGCCUGGAUGGCGUGAAGAGCUUAAACGGUGGGAUGAGGAGGAAGAGCAGAGGAAAAAGAAGAAGGAGGAGGAAGAGCAGAUGAGGAAGAAAGAAGAAGAGGUGAAAGAGGAGCAGAAUGCGUGA